UCUAAUUUUCAUAUUUUCCAGGGAAAACUGAGGCUGCUAUCAGAAACUUCAGUCCCUACUACAGUCGCCAGUUCUCUGUGGCUUUCUGCAAUCACGUACGCAGUGAGGUCGAACAGCAAAGAGACUUCACAUCACAAUUUCUGAAGACCAAGCCACCGUUGGAGCCUGGAACUGUUCUGUAUGAAGGAGAGCUAACACAGUUCGCUGAGGACAUAAAGAAAUGGAAGGAGAGAUACGUGGUGGUUAAAAAUGACUUUGCUGUGGAAAGCUAUGAGAACAAAGAGGCUUAUCAGAGAGGAACCCCCCCAAAAAGCCGAAUUCUCCCAGCUGGUGGCAAGGUGUUGACCUCAGAAGAGGAAUACAAUUUGCUAUCUGAUCGGCAUUUUCCGGACCCUGUUGCGUCCAGUGAGAAGGAGAGCGCACAGCCCUUCGUGGUCCUGCCCAAGGAGUUCCCGGUGUACCUGUGGCUGCCCUUCCUCAGACACGGCUACUUCUGCUUCCAGGAGGCCGCAGACCAGAAGAAGUUCAGUGCUCUCCUGAGCGACUGCAUCAGACAUCUGAAUCACGAUUACUCGAAACAGACAACAUUUGAAGCCCAAGCCUUUUUGGAAGCUGUGCAAUUCUUCCGACAGGAGAAGGGACACUAUGGCUCGUGCGAGAUGAUCACUGGGGAUGAAAUCCAGAUCCUGAGUAACCUGGUGAUGGAGGAGCUCCUGCCAACUCUUCAGACAGACCUCCUGCCCAAAAUGAAGGGGAAGAAAAAUGACAGAAAGAGGGCCUGGUUCGGCCUCCUGGAAGAGGCCUACACCCUGGUUCAGCAUCAAGUUUCAGAGGGAUUCAGUGCCUUGAAGGAGGAAUGCAGGGCUCUGGCCAAGGGCCUGGAAGGAACCAUCCGCUCAGACAUGGAUCAGAUUGUGAACUCAAAGAACUUCUUAAUUGGGAAGAUCAAAGCGUUGGUGGCCCAGCCAGCAGAGAGAAGCUGUGUGGAGAGUGUGCAGCCAUUCCUGGCGUCCAUCCUGGAGGAGCUCAUGGGACCGGUGAGCUCAGGAUUCAGUGAAGUACGUGCACUCUUUGAAAAACAAGUGGAUGAACUCAGCCAGAACUUUCAGACCGCCAAAGACAGUGCCCAGCUAAAGGAGCAUCUGGACCGGCUUACGAGUCUUCCACUGGACUCCAUGAAGAUGGAACCUUGUUAUAUUAAAGUCAACCUGCUUCAGGAGCACCUGCAGGAUCUCAAGAGCCGUUUCAGAUUCCCCCACAUCGAUCUGGUGGUUCAGAGGACCCAGAACUACAUGCAAGAGCUAAUGGAGAAUGCAGUGUUCACGUUCGAGCAGCUGCUCUCCCCACAUCUCCAAGGCGAGGCCCCCAAAACCACAGUCGCCAUCGAGAAGGUUAAGCUCCGAGUCUUAAAGCAAUACGAUUAUGACAGCAGCACCGUCCGGAAGAGGAUAUUUCAAGAGGCGCUGGUUCAGAUCACACUCCCCACCGUGCAGAAGGCCCUGGCGUCCAUGUGCAAACCGGAACUUCAGAAAUAUGAGCAGUUCAUCUUCGCAGAUCACACCAACAUGAUCCACGUUGAAAAUGUCUACGAGGAGAUUUUACAUCAGAUCCUCCUUGAUGAAGCCCUGAAAGUGAUAAAGGAAGCUGCUGUCCUGAAGAAACACAAUUUAUUUGAAGACAACAUGGCCUUGCCCAGUGAAAGCGUGUCCAGCUUAACUGAUCUGAAAACCCCUUCAGGAUCAAACCAGGCCAGCCCUGCCAGGAGAGCCUCGGCCAUCCUGCCAGGAGUCCCAGAUACUGAGAGCCCGAGUGAGGAGGUGUUCCAGGAGCCAGCGGGGGGGAAUCAGCGGGGGGUCCUGAGCCCACUGGCCAAAGGAGAAAGCCUUUCUGCCCCCCUUCCCAGCCCUCCCCCAGAUGGAGACGGGCAGGGCAUCGUUUCAGGCGUGGGUGACCCUGUUGUGAGCCCGGUGGCCGCAGAGCACACAGCCGGAGCCCUGGGCACACGCUCAUCAGAGCUGGAGUUCGGAGAGACCCCCGAGGCCCAAGAGCCCACCUCUGCCUCGGGCUCUUUGAAGGAGCUCAGAGAUCUGCUGACGGUGGCCGUCGAGGUCCCAGUGGGGCCUGCCCCGCUCAAGAUUGAGGAAGAUGCGAACGAGGAGACCCCUGCUCCCCAAGACGGUGAAAAAGAAGAGGCAACAACCCAGACCGACGCAGAGGCCAGCCACGCAGCUGCCCCCGGCCGGGACAGCUGUGAAGGAAGCCAAGUCGGCGGGAGGGAGGCCGCGCGUCCCCCUCCGGAGCCCGAGGCGGGCGGCGCGGAGGUGGGGGCUCUUGCAGAGCCUCAGCCGGCCUGUGGGGCGCUCGGUGAGGGGCCGGGUGAGGGCCCCGCGGGCUCGGGCCUCGCACCGGAGCCAGGGGAGGCCGGGGAGGCCGGGGGGCCCGGGGAGCCGGAGCCUGCAGCGCGCGCUUCCGGACAGGACGCGCUUGACGGCGGGGAGGCGGCGCGCGCCCUGGAGGCUGAGGCUGUGCCCCGGGAAGACUGCGUUUUCAGCUCCGCCCCGACCAGCCCCCGUGAGAGCCAGGCUUCUGCGGAGGAAGCAGCAGGAGCGGGGAGCAGCCCCGCCCAGGCUGCCAGCAGCCAGGAUGCGGAGGAGCGCGAGGCUGCCCGCGCUCCCGAGUGUCAGUGGGUGGUGGAGAGUGGGCCAGGUCCCGACAUCCUGGAUUCACAGAAAGAGGAUCCCUCAGCCCAGCCCUCGGAGGAGUGAGAGAGACAACGUAGCGAACCUCAGCGAGAGAAUACAGCUAUGGGGUGGCAUCCAAGUUGUUUACCCCCCCCCCAAAAAGUAAUAAGUACUUCCUUAACUCGUCUAAUGAAACCACGUGGGUGCAAGCACUGAGGCAAACCUUUACGGAAUUCAUCUGUUCCACCACAAGUAAUUGCUUGAGCAUUUCAAUAGGAAUUACAAAGGUAACGGAGUGCUGGGGGUGAGGGGCCGCUGAGGGGGUCCAGGGAGGGGAUGCGCUGCAGGGAAGACAGGGAACAGUAGGGACAGCCUGCUCAUUUUUUUCUAACGCACUUUAAGGCUUUAAAGUAUCUUUUUUUUGUAAGAAUGCAAAUGUAUCCUGCAAAUCCAGCUUCACCGUCUACUACAGCACCCUCAGCAUCUCUUAAGGGCUCAGCUUCGUCCACAGUCAGGCUGCAAGAAAGGAAGGGGGUGAACACCGAACACCCCGCCCCGCGCUGUGUGCAGCCCCACAGAGCCUGAGACGUCUCAGGGGGCUCUGAGCAGAAGCCAAGGAAGGCUGUAGUCUGUGGGACCGUCUGGACCUGUUACUCAUUCAGCGAUCAACUUCUUAUUAAUUAAUCUUGUUGAUUCUUACUAACUAAUCACUUUUUGGAGAAAGUCAGAUGAGGCAAGAAAAUUUCCUUGGCAUUUGAAGCCUGAAAGCAUUCCCAAUUAGCCUUAAACUGGGCAGAGAAAGAGCUUAGCUAAACUACCAAGCAUGAAGCCUACCAAUUAAACAUUGUCUGAGCAGCUAUUCUGUGCCACAUGCUGUGUUAGGCACAGUAAUCAAAAAAACAAAAAGAAAGAAAAAGAAAACAAAAAAAGAGAAAA
Vicugna pacos (alpaca) is the source of this 3617-nucleotide messenger RNA. Lineage: Eukaryota; Metazoa; Chordata; Mammalia; Artiodactyla; Camelidae. The record is from RefSeq and is a predicted model, not a curated record.